Molecule: messenger RNA, 1794 nt
Organism: Cornus florida
Lineage: Eukaryota; Viridiplantae; Streptophyta; Magnoliopsida; Cornales; Cornaceae
Exons: 3
Coding region: 1-1794 (597 amino acids)
Molecular function (GO): RNA-DNA hybrid ribonuclease activity; nucleic acid binding
Source: RefSeq, a predicted model, not a curated record
AUGAAAUUGAGAGUAUAUAUGUUGCCUGUUUUGGUUUAUAUUGUUUGCCAAACUGAUCUUAUAAAGUAUAUGCUAUCAAGGUCGUUAAUCACAGGCCUGAUUGGCAAGUGGGCUUUGGCACUAAUGGAAUUCAAUUUUGCAUAUGUUCCACAAAAGGCAAUUAAGGGAAGAGUAUUGGCAGAUUUUCUUACUGAUCAUCCCUCGCCCGAAAUUGAGUUACAAGUAUUUGAUGAGCUUGACUCGGCAUCCAUAUUCAUGACUCCAUGGACUUUAAUGUUCGAUGGGUCAAGUACCAGUGAAGGCUCGGGUGCUGUCAAAGAUGUCCACAUUGUGGGAGAUUCGAGUUUAGUGAUUAAUCAAAUCUCAGAAGACUUUAGAUGUUUGAAUUGGCAAUUAAGACCAUUUCAUUCGUUGGCAACCCAAUUGGUUAACCAAUUUCACAAUGUGACUUUGGAAUAUAGACCAAGGGCCAUGAAUAAACUAGCUAAUGAUUUAGCACAGACAGCUUCAGGAGUAAGGGUGCCGAGUGUUAUGAAGGAAAGAGUAAUGAGGAUUACACGUCGAUCUCUUCCAUCAGCUAAAAUAAGAAAUCAAAUUAUGGAAGAAGUCUUUGCAACUGAUGUUGCCGAAUUGGAUGAUGAUGAUUGGCGAAUUCCUUACAUCUUGUUUUUGCAACAUCCAACUCCUGAAGCUGAUCGAAGAAUUAAAAGAAGUGCAGUCGAUUAUGUGCUUAUGAUUGGAGAUCUUUAUAGAAGAUCGAUUAAUGAUGGUUUAUUAUUUCAGUGCAUUAGCGAGUUUAAAGGUCUGAAGAUUAUGGCUAAGGUACAUAAAGGGAUAUGUGGAGCUCACCAAGCCGGCAUCAAAAUGAGGUGGUUGAUACGCCGAUAUGGAUAUUAUUGGCCAGGAAUAAGAAAAAAUUGCAUGACUUAUGCAAAAGGUUGUAUAAACUGUCAAAAACAUGGUCCAAUGCAAUGGGUCCCAGCAAUAAAAAUGCAAUUACUAGUUAAACCAUGGCCUUUCAGAGGAUGGGCUAUGGAUCUAAUCGGCAAGAUUAAUCCUCCUUCAUCAAAGGGUCAUCAUUGGAUUAUUCUAGCUACCGAUUACUUUACUAAAUGGGUAGAAGCCGAGGAAUAUGUAUCGGUGAAAAUGGUAACUUCAACACCCUAUUAUGCUCAAGGGAAUGGUCAAGCCGAGGCUUCAAAUAAAGUUGUUAUUGAAAUUAUUGAGAAAAUGAUAAAAGACAAACCAAGGCGUUGGCAUGAAACUCUUUCAGAAGCCUUAUGGGCCUAUAGAAAUGCAAAAAGGACAAAUACGGGAACAACUCCAUAUCGAUUAACAUUUGGUCAUGAUGCGGUGUUGCCGAUGGAAUUAAACGUUAAAUCGGCAAGGGUAGCUUUGCAAUAUAAUCUCAUACCUGCUGAUUAUAACGAAGCUAUGCUUAUUAAGUUAGAAGAUUUAGAUGAAGUCCAGAAACUUGCUUUGGACCACCUUGUGGUUCAUAAAGCAAAAGUAAUGAGGGCUUACAAUAAAAGGGUGAAGUUCAAGUCAUUUGCAGAAGGCGAUAUGGUGGGGCAAAGAAUCCUUCCACCUGGGAAGGUGGAUAGAGUUUAUGGUAAGUGGUCACCUACUUGGAAGGGUCCAUAUUUGGUUCAUCAAGUGUUACAUGGAGGCGCUUACAGGUUAAAAGAUCUAGAUGGUGAAAUCCAUGAGAGACCAAUAAAUGGAAGGUACUUGAAAAAAUAUAAUCCAACUAUUUUUGAACUUAUGGAGGAAAAGAAGACCUCCACUAAGUAA